Molecule: messenger RNA, 1775 nt
Organism: Onychomys torridus (southern grasshopper mouse)
Lineage: Eukaryota; Metazoa; Chordata; Mammalia; Rodentia; Cricetidae
Gene: Nras
Product: NRAS proto-oncogene, GTPase
Exons: 7
Coding region: 137-706 (189 amino acids)
Biological process (GO): Ras protein signal transduction
Cellular component (GO): plasma membrane
Molecular function (GO): GDP binding; GTPase activity; GTP binding
Source: RefSeq, a predicted model, not a curated record
GGGUGGGGCCGGAAGUGCUGCUCCCGGAGUGGGGGCUGUUCAUGGCGGUUUCGGGGUCUCCGACAGUUUCGCAGGUUGAGGUCCAAAAACCUCCCGAAGCGGAGUCAGCGGAGCUUGAGGUUCUUGCUGGUGUGAAAUGACUGAGUACAAACUGGUGGUGGUUGGAGCAGGUGGUGUUGGGAAAAGUGCUUUGACAAUCCAGUUAAUCCAGAACCAUUUUGUGGAUGAAUAUGAUCCCACCAUAGAGGAUUCUUACCGAAAACAAGUGGUAAUUGAUGGUGAGACUUGUCUGUUGGACAUACUGGACACAGCUGGACAAGAGGAGUACAGUGCCAUGAGAGACCAAUACAUGAGGACAGGCGAAGGAUUCCUCUGCGUAUUUGCCAUCAAUAAUAGCAAAUCAUUUGCAGAUAUUAAUCUCUACAGGGAGCAGAUUAAGCGAGUGAAAGACUCUGAUGAUGUGCCUAUGGUGCUGGUAGGGAACAAAUGUGACUUGCCCACAAGGACAGUUGAUACAAAACAAGCCCAUGAGCUGGCCAAGAGUUACGGAAUUCCAUUCAUUGAAACCUCAGCUAAGACCCGACAGGGUGUGGAAGAUGCCUUUUACACACUAGUAAGGGAGAUACGCCAGUACCGAAUGAAAAAGCUCAACAGCAAUGAUGAUGGCACUCAAGGUUGUAUGGGGUUGCCUUGUGUGGUGAUGUAAUAAGACUCUUUGAAUGUUCUGUCACAGAAAAGAGCCACUUUCAAGCUGCACUGAUGCCCUGGUUCUGACAUCCCUGGAGGAGAUGUGUCCCUGCUGCUCUCUGCAUCUCAUCAGAGCUCCUGCUUCCUGUUUCCCUGACUCAGUGGAUGAGCAUAGCCAUCUAAUCUGAGACCUUAGAACAACUACCUCCUCACUGGGCUGUCUGACCAGAGAAAUGCACCUGUUUCUCCCCAGUAGUUUUCUGACCUGGGCUCUCCUCCCUAGAAACAAACACACCCCUGCCAGCCAGCUAGCUCUGUCCUGAAAGCAAUUUACACUCUGAUAGAACAAAAUAUGCAGUUUAUUAAGCUCUAAGUUAGCAACUUCUGGGGACUUUUUUCUCCCUCCCCUAACUGUUGAACUUGGCCUUGUUCGUGUGGGGGGAAAUGUCAAAUUACUGUUUCCCAUGAACAUAACUAAUGUUGUUGACAGGUUGAUUUGUACUGCGAUCAGCUGUAUUCUAUAAACUGGCAUCUGCUCUGUGUUCAUAAAUGGAAACAUGAAUACUGACUUGAGUCCAUCCUGAUCUUCUCAGCUGCAUGAAAUUAAAUCCAACUUUCACAACAAAGUGCCUUUGUCCUAAAAGUGGUCUGCAGGCUUCCUUUACGGUUUAUAAGUGGGAUAGGUGUUUCAAGAACCAUUAUAUAGGAAAGUGACUAUGAGCCAUCUCCCUUUGAGGGAAGGUGUAUCCACCAGAUGGCAGAUGCCAUGUCUGUACACAUGAAGAUAGUUUCCCUGUUUGGGUUCUCCCAGGAGAAAAGUGACACUGAAACAAUUCUGAGUAUUUUCACUUAAUUUUUAAUCUAGUCUUUUUUAGGUAGGUUACUAUCUAUAAAUACUUGUAAUUUCUAUUAGUUUACUGAUAUUUUAGUAUUCAAUGAACUUCCAUUAUAAUCAAACUUGGGUCAUACUAGGAAACUCUCCAUCUAUAGUUAGUCAGAUACUAUAAAAAUUAGUAUGUUAUUAUUACUUUAUAGCUAUGAUCAAUGAUUCUUCCAACCUCAAAUAUAGUUUAUUAGCAGACAGAUUA